Messenger RNA from Heterostelium album PN500, 681 nucleotides. RefSeq lists its product as uncharacterized. The coding region runs from base 1 to 681 and encodes 226 amino acids. NCBI's taxonomy places the organism in Eukaryota, Evosea, Eumycetozoa, Acytosteliales, Acytosteliaceae. The transcript is spliced from 2 exons. The record is from RefSeq and is a predicted model, not a curated record.
AUGAAUAUAUAUCAAAAUUUAACUAUCUUUUUGUUAUUUUUAACACUUGUAAAAUCAAAUAAUAUUGUAAUUUUAUAUAAUAACCAAUAUGGUUCUGGAGUAAGAAGUGAUUCUACUGCACCAGUAACUGUUGUAACUAAUUGUGCAAAUGAUACCAAUGUCUCCUGUCUUAUGGCAAAUAUUGUAAAUGAAAAUGACUAUAUGGGAUUUAGAUAUGAUGGAAAUGGAUAUGACUCAGAGUCCUUAUAUUUCCUCGAGUUUGUUAUCAAUGUAAAUAAUUAUUCCAUCUCCAAUCCGCCUGUUGUCAAAGUCUUUGUCGAUACCGUACCAACACCGAAAGCCAUUUAUUUAAACUCCACUGUGUAUCUUUCCAAUCUAAACAUCUUUGGAAACUAUGUUCAAGGUAGAAUCAAACUAUCAGAGCUGAACGUCUCUCCGGAUAACGGUGCCAGUUUCAAUGGAGUUAAAUUUGGAUGCAAUCUUCGAGGUAGCACCUUUUUGUUGAGCAGUGUCCAGCUUGUUAGAGAUGCCACCGGUACCGAUCCACGUGGUUGGAUUCCACCAAAGAAAAAGAGUAACAAUGCAGGAAAGAUUGCAGCCGGUAUUUUAGUACCUCUCUUUGUUAUUGCUAUAUGUGUCAUUGCAUUUAUUAUUUAUAAGAAGAAUAAAGCAAAUAAAUAA